GUGUGAGAAGAGACCUUUUUAAUCGAGAUUAUUACGCGUUUCUUCUUCGAGGUUGAACGCCAUGUUAAAAUGCAAAAAGUGAAUGAUGCUAAUGACGUUGGGGAGCCCAUAGAGGGCGGUGUAGUAAAUAUAGCAAUAUAGCCAAAGGUUAAAGUUUAUCUUGUAAAACACGUCAGCAGAUUGUCACAGUACCAUAUCCGGUGUUAUGCGUCCUCAGGUUUUCAUGUCGAUCGGUAACAGGGCGUAUGCACGCGCUUUGUUGACAAGCGCCACUGUCCCCACUAAAUAGAUUAAAAUAAUAUGUCGGAUCCUACGAAUAGAACAUCUAAUCUUUCAAAGAGCACGCUAAAUAAGCACUAUUUCGAUCACUAUUUUGAGUUCCUCCAAAGACUCGCGAUACGAAAUUUCAUGAACGCGCAAGAAAAUCAUUUAUCCUUUUAACCGGAAGACCCAAGACACCGGUAUCCCUUACGUUUGCCGCAGUUGUGUUACACUUUCCUGUUUGACUUCGUGACCUCGGCUUUAUCUCAGAAAAAUGGCAAAAAAGCGAAGGGACAAGCGAGAAGGUGACGGUUUGGCAUUGACACAGGAGGAGGUGAAGGCAAAUGACGUUGACUCACAAAAAGGGCUGAAAGUCGUCCAAAAUACUGCAGUUGGCUCAGUACGAAUGUCUCUACUGAUCCUGGUCUUAAUAUUCAUUGGCUCUGCCUCAGUCAUGUACCUGGUGUACAGGAACUUUCCAGAGCUUUCAGAUGAUGAAAUGAAGAAAAUAAAGAUCCCCAAAGACAUGGAGGAUGCCAAAGCUCUAGGCACUGUGUUGUCUAAAUAUAAAGACACCUUCUAUACCCAAGUGCUGGUAGCCUACUUCACAACAUAUGUAUUCCUCCAAACAUUUGCCAUCCCUGGAUCUAUCUUCCUCAGUAUCCUGUCUGGAUAUCUGUACCCAUUUCCACUGGCUCUUUUCCUCGUCUGCUUGUGCUCUGGUCUGGGUGCAUCCUUUUGCUAUAUGCUGUCAUAUCUGGUGGGCAGACCCAUUGUCUACAAAUAUCUAAAGGAGAGAGCAAAGAAAACAUCUGAGCAGGUUGACAGACAUAGAGAUCAUUUAAUCAACUACAUAAUCUUCUUGAGGAUAACACCGUUUCUUCCAAACUGGUUCAUUAACAUCACCUCACCUGUCAUCAACGUACCUUUAGGAGUUUUCUUCAUCGGCACAUUUAUUGGAGUGGCACCUCCAUCCUUUGUAGCAAUCAACGCUGGCACAACACUGUACAAACUGACCACAGCUGGCGAGGCCGUGUCCUGGAAUUCUCUGGCUGUACUUGGGAUCCUGGCUGUGAUCUCCAUCUUGCCCGUCUGCUUCCAGAAAAAGCUGCGGAAGAAACUUGAGUAGAACACUGUAAAAACCACAGAACCUCAUCUGCUGGCUGCUCCAAAAAAACUUCCUUCCCUCGGCUCAGGAACUCGCAGCUAUCACAUAAUUUGCUUUUGGAAAUGGUGUGGUACUGUUGGACAAAAUGAUGGGCUCUGACAAGAGCACUGUGUUACUUGCAUGCAGUGGAAGGUUGUUUCUGAUAAGUAAGAACUGGACGCUGUUUGCACAGUUUUUGUGCAUAAUAUUGUUGAUCAUGGCACAUCUUGUUAGUCAGAGCAUUGGCAUCUUUUUAUGUGAUUAAAGCACUGCUUCAUUUUUAGUUCACAGAUUAAUUAGUAUAGUUUGAAAACAGAGGUUUUCCGUCUGUGGUUUUAGAAAUGUGUGCCUCUUUAUUUAAAAAAAAAAGUUAUUUCCAUUAACCCCAAAUCUCUGUUCUGUAACUAUGUAAGAAACAUUUAUUUCCUUUUUUCUUUUUCAUCAGAACAACGUAUAUAUUUUUCCACUUCCACUCCCACCGUGAACUGG
Messenger RNA from Cynoglossus semilaevis (tongue sole), 1897 nucleotides. RefSeq names its product transmembrane protein 41B (gene tmem41b). The transcript is spliced from 7 exons. The record is from RefSeq and is a predicted model, not a curated record. The coding region runs from base 536 to 1390 and encodes 284 amino acids. Gene Ontology annotation, biological process: autophagosome assembly. NCBI's taxonomy places the organism in Eukaryota, Metazoa, Chordata, Actinopteri, Pleuronectiformes, Cynoglossidae. Gene Ontology annotation, cellular component: endoplasmic reticulum membrane.